Suillus paluster is the source of this 2802-nucleotide messenger RNA. RefSeq names its product glycosyltransferase family 35 protein. Gene Ontology annotation, biological process: glycogen catabolic process. The transcript is spliced from 29 exons. The record is from RefSeq and is a predicted model, not a curated record. Bases 1 to 2625 code for a protein of 874 amino acids. NCBI's taxonomy places the organism in Eukaryota, Fungi, Basidiomycota, Agaricomycetes, Boletales, Suillaceae. Gene Ontology annotation, cellular component: cytoplasm. Gene Ontology annotation, molecular function: glycogen phosphorylase activity; pyridoxal phosphate binding.
AUGACAUCCGUGCUUGAUACCACUGCCAUCGGAAAGGUUCAACGCCGCCGCAGACAUGUCAGGACACUUACUGGAUAUCUGCCAGAGAAGGACAUCGAAGGCAAGGAAAAGUGGCCUCGAGGCGAUGAGAAGGUCUGGAAGGAUGGGCUGAGAAGCCUUGAUACAGGCAUACCAUCCAUCACCAAGUCGAUCGUCAGCCAUGUCCAAACGUCUCUGGCUCGCCAACCACACGAGAUCGACGAUUUGGGAGCUUACCAGGCUGCAGCUCUCUCCGUCCGCGAUAAUCUGAUCAUCAACUGGAACGAAACACAACUGCUCUACUCCCGCACCGCAGGAAAGCGGGCGUACUACUUAUCUCUUGAAUUUCUCAUGGGCCGUGCGCUUGACAACGCCCUCCUCAAUCUAGGCCUCAAACAGCAAUACACGGAGGGAGUGGAGCAACUCGGCUUCAAUAUGGAAGAUCUCCUAGCGCAGGAACGUGAUGCCGGACUUGGCAACGGCGGCCUCGGGCGUCUUGCCGCAUGCUACCUCGACUCUUCCGCAUCUCAGGAACUCCCGGUAUGGGGCUACGGCCUGCGCUACAGGUAUGGCAUCUUCCAGCAGCUUAUCUCACCCGACGGGCAGCAGCUGGAAGCGCCUGAUCCCUGGCUGGAGAAUUCGAACCCAUGGGAGCUCCCUCGCAUCGAUGUCACCUACGAAGUGCGGUUCCACGGCUCUGCAGAACGCUUGAACGAUGGAAGCGGUCGCGCCGUUUGGGAGGGAGGUCAGGAGGUUCUGGCGGUCGCUUAUGAUAUCCCCAUCCCCGGCUGUAACACGCGCAACACUAAUAAUCUCCGUUUGUGGGAGAAUAAACCGAAGAGGGGCUUUGAUCUGAACAGUUUCAACGCUGGGGACUAUGAACGUGCUGUCGAGUCUUCGAAUAGCGCAGCGGCGAUCACAUCGGUCUUGUAUCCCAACGACCACACUACUUUUGGAAAGGAACUUCGCCUGAAGCAGCAGUACUUCUGGACUGCAGCCAGUCUCGCGGACAUCAUGCGCCGGUUCAAAAACCUCGGAAGGCCCAUCACAGAGUUCCCCCAAUAUGUCUCGAUCCAGUUGAACGAUACGCACCCAACACUCGCUGUUCCCGAGCUCAUGCGACUCCUUGUUGAUGAAGAAGAUGUUCCAUGGAAUGCUGCUUGGGGUAUUGUUACGGAGACUUUUUUCUUCACCAAUCAUACUGUCCUCCCGGAAGCGCUUGAGACGUGGCCUGUACCCCUGAUGCAACAUCUUUUGCCAAGGCACAUGCAAAUCAUCUUUGAUAUCGCGUUGGAUGGAUUUCAGAAUAUGUUAUUCUUGCAGUCUGUGGAACGGAAGUUCCCUCGAGACAGGGAACGACUUGCACGGAUGUCAUUGAUCGAAGAGAGUAUUCCUCAGAACGUUCGCAUGGCUCAUUUGGCAUGUAUUGGCAGUCGCAAAGUCAACGGCGUAGCCGAGCUGCACAGCGAACUGGUUCAGACAACUAUUUUGAAGGAUUUCGUAGAUUUCUAUGGAGUCAGCAAGUUUGGAAACGUGACUAAUGGGAUCACUCCUCGUCGGUGGCUAGACCAGUGCAACCCCGGGCUCAGCAAGCUCAUCACUGAGACCCUGGACAUAGAGAAGAGCGUAUGGCUCAAAGACCUCACUAAACUCGAGGGUCUUCUCGAUUUUGUCGAGGACGAGGACUUCAGGGAAGACUGGGCAGCUGUAAAGCAAGCUAACAAGGAGAGGCUUGCUCAUUACGUGCAAGUUAAUCUAGGUCUUAAGGUCAAUACUAAAGCCUUGUUCGACGUCCAAAUCAAGCGGCUGCACGAGUAUAAGCGCCAAACUCUCAAUAUACUCGGUGUCAUUCAUCGCUACCUCAUCCUGAAAUCUAUGACUCCUCAGGAGAGGAAGAAGGUAAUCCCGCGAAACGUCUUCUUCGCAGGCAAAGCUGCCCCAGGAUAUUAUAUCGCCAAGCUGACCAUCCGCUUGAUCGUCAACGUCGCUCGCGUGGUCAAUGCUGAUCCUGACGUAAAGGACUACUUGAACGUCUUCUUCUUACCAGACUACUCGGUCACCUUGGCCGAAGUCCUUAUCCCAUCUUCGGACAUCAGCCAGCACAUCUCCACCGCGGGUACCGAGGCCUCCGGCACGUCUAACAUGAAGUUCUGCUUGAACGGUGGGCUUUUGCUGGGCACUGUUGACGGGGCAAACAUCGAGAUCGCGGAGGAAGUUGGCCCUAGCAAUGUCUUCUUCUUUGGUCAUCUGACACCCGCGGUGGAAGGCCUUCGUUACCAACACACAUACCACCCCAUUCCGGUGGAGCAGAAGUCACCUGCUCUUACUCGGGUUCUUAAUGAAAUCUCCUCGGGGUUGUUUGGCGACAGGGGCGUGUACGAGCCGCUGCUCAACACGAUUCGUCAGGGAGAUUACUAUCUCAUUACGGAUGAUUUUGAUUCCUACAUCGAGGCUCUUCGUAUGGUGGACGAAGCCUAUAGUGACCGAACAGAGUGGAUUAAGAAGAGUAUCAGGACCACUGCCAAGAUGGGGAAAUUCAGCUCUGAUCGAGCGAUCCAAGAUUACGCACAGGAGUACUGGAACAUUGAAAGCACCAAGGUCGAGUAAGCAUCUGAGGGAGGCAUAUGUGAUGUAAAGGAGAAAUGGUGAAGCCGUGUGUGGGCGUAUGUCAAUCCGAAUGAUAGGUAUGAUAAAGUGGGACAAUGCGAUAUCUUCAAUCCUGCAUGAGACAGUAAAUGUGGAUUAAUGGGAUGGGGAGUAGCGAAAGAGAUAUGGGUGCAGAGG